Drosophila hydei is the source of this 4847-nucleotide messenger RNA. RefSeq names its product trichohyalin-like. NCBI's taxonomy places the organism in Eukaryota, Metazoa, Arthropoda, Insecta, Diptera, Drosophilidae. The transcript has a single exon. The coding region runs from base 92 to 3880 and encodes 1262 amino acids. The record is from RefSeq and is a predicted model, not a curated record.
UCGAACUGAACAGUCAGAAAAGUUUUUAAGAAAAAUAUCAGAAAGUGUAACAUAAUUGAAAGGUGAGAAAUUAUAAAGAAAAUCGAGUACCAUGCAGUCAUCGUCGCAACUUGGAAAGUUGAGUGUGACACGCAGUUUGUCGGACGAGAAGAUGGAUCUUCAUUUCAAGCAGCAAAUGGAGCUGAUCAGAGAGAUGAGCAAGGCGCAUCCGCGUGCAGCAGAUCGAGAGCUGUGCCUCAAGUGGCUGAGCGUCUUCUCGCGCACCACCAAAGACGAGAAGGCGGUGAGGAAUUGCCUGAUCGACUUGAUGCACAGCCAGCUGAAGAAGGACGGACAGCUGGGCUAUCCCUUUACAGAUGAGCUCAAUUGCAAUCGAGAUUUGCGCAAAUGCUUCGACAUGCGACGCAAGCAGGUGAAACAGAUAAAGCCAGAAUUGAAGGUUGACGAUAAGGAAGUUGGGCUGCCCAAGCAGCAGCGGAAGCUCGUCCAUCCCGGACUAGCCGAGAAAGAGACCGUGGCCAAGAGCUUGCGUGCGCCGGCUCCAUCGUCUGUGAGUGCUCCGAUCGAUGAGGACGAGACGAAGCCCUCGACAUCGCAGGCCAAUGUAGUCGAGCAGAUAAAUGAAUUGGAAAAGGUGGAACAUCAGCUCUGGCAUCAGAAGCUUAUCUCUAGCACCAAGGCCAUGCAUAAGAAACCAAACGCACCUAAGUCUGGGCUAAACCCAUAUCGUUCGGCUGCAGUUACAGGCAAGACACCGCCAGCCGCUACGGGCAAGGCCCCGCCAGCAGCUACGGCCAAGCAACCGCCGGCUGUUACGGCCAAGCCCCCGCCAGCUGUUACGGCUAAGCCCUCGCUAGCUGCUACGGCCAAGGCACCGCCAGCAGCUUCAGGCGAUUUGCCUGCGGGCAAUCGAAUGGCGAAGCCGUUGCUAGAAUUGUACAAGAAGAAACACUUUAAAGAGGCGGAGAGCGAUCUCGACGCGCAAAUGUUUAAAUAUUCAGAGAAAGCCUGCAUAGAUUCAACUCCAGGUUUGGUUUUGCCGCUAGGCGAGCAGGCCAAGGAGCCGGAGCGCGUGCGCAAAAUGUUGGAUAUCGAGCGACGCAAGGAGCAGCAGGAGACGGACCGACAGCAGCGAGAGCGUGAGCGCGAGCGCCACAAGACACGCGAGGCGGAGGAGAAAAAGCGCGAGGAACAGCAGCUCGAACAGGAGCGAGCGCGUAAGCUCAAGGAGCACGAGAAUCUAUUGCUGCGUGUGAACGGACAGCGCGAACACGAGCGCAAUUUGCGCAAACAACGCAAGAUCGCGAAUCGUUUGCUCGCGCAGAAGAAGUGCGAAACUGAUGUCGUCAAGUCUGGCCAGAGCAAGCGUGGAGAGCAGCAAAGGCAGGCCAAAGAGAUUACCGAGAAUCAUAAGCAACCAGAAGUAUCCAAUCCAAAAUGCAAGGCAGAAAAGAAUCGUCUUCAGCGCCAACGUCCGCAUUGGGAGCAGCUCGAGACGAAACAAAAAGUGCUCGACGAACGCAAGCAGCGCAGAGGACAAGGAAAGGCCGAGCAGAAGGAUAAAGUUGCUGAGAUGUUAAUAGAUGCAAACGUAAUAAAAGAACUGAUAAAAGCGGAUGAUGUCAAAAUUCUGCAGGAACAGCAGAAAAUGCGCCGAAAGGAAGAGCAAAUAAGGCGCCGCAGCGAGGAGCUCGAGCGAAAGCUAAUUGCAGUACGUGACAAGCAGCUGGCGAGCAAGAACAAACCGUGUUCCCUUGGAGAGACUCAACAGCAGAGUCGGAAGGUCGUCGAUGGUCCAGGGUUGCAGCAGGACUUGCGGGAAGGCGAAGCUCACUCUGAUCAUGGCUGGUCUGAACGCUUAGGGCAGGAGCAUGGUACGAUCCCAGCUCAGAAUCGGUAUGACACGCAGCAAGUGCACACGCAUAAGGCGAAUUCGAAAGCGAGACGAAGUCCUACGCCCAGGAACUUGGGUGGCGAUAACCAAGCUUCUAUCCAGCAAUCCGUACCAGCUUUGACCUCCUCGCCUUCUGCAUCCCCAACGCCGGAGCAGUCAAUCGAGCAGCUGAAUAAUGCUAGGCGAAUGGAGCUGCUGGAAUAUACGAGGGAAUGCUUUCUGCAGCACAUCGAUGAGCAGCGUUUGCGCCUGGAGCUGGCCGAGCAGAAAGUUCACACGAUCGAUGUGGAGAAACAGCAGCUGGAGCUGGAGAUCAAGGAGCGCUGCGACAUGCUCGGUUGGCUAACCAAAGCGCAUAGUCGCACCGAAGUGGAAGCAUUUACCCGGCUAGAGCUCAGCAAGACCGAGAGUAGUAUGCUCGCCAAGGAGAGAUCCGAAUCGGUGAAGGAGUGCAUCAGGUUCGCCUGGCGAGUGCAUCGACUGCACAGCGGGACCAAGUGCAAGUCAAAUGGCAAGCGGGGGGCACUUCAAUCCGACAAGAGCAGGCGGAUGACACCGCGUCGAGUUCCAUCAACGAGCUUCGGCAAGCGAAAGCGCAUGUGGUCGCCUCUGAUGCGACGCUAUAUUCAAUUCGAACCACGACGCAGGUCCAGCUCCAGUGAAGCGCAGAUGCUAUCCGAUAGCGAGGUACGCAGACAGCUCAAGGGCUACCUGCAAAAGCAGCAGCAGCGCAAAGCGCGCUUACAGGAACAUUCCAGCGGUGAAUACUUUACAGCGCAGCCGCUGAAGAAGAAAAUCAAGCGCUACCAGCGCUACGUAGAUAUGAGCGAGUUGAACAGGUCCAAGGAGAGGAAGGAGAAGUCUGAGGUGUACAGUAGCACCAGCAAUAUAAGUUGCCGUGCGGUCUUUGGAGGCGAUGGCAGCAUGGGGGACUUAGCCGUGGACUCUAGGCCCAGACCCAUAUUCAUGAGGCACCAUUGGCCGCGUCGAAUACGCCAGAAGAAUAAGGAUAAGAGUGAAAAGCAGAAGGAAGGGACAACGCAGAGCGCAGCUGUUGUGAGUCCAUCGAGUCAGGAACCAACGACUUCAACGAAUUGCACUCAGUUUACGCAAACAGAAGCCUUGUGGCCAUCACCUCGCAUGGGUCCCGAGCAGAGCUCGUUGGUCGCUCGUAAUAGGCGAAAGACGCAGAGGGGUUUGCACUUACAGCUUUCACGGAGUCAUCAGCGUCGACCCGACACUUUGGGCGCCAGCGAACAAUUUCAGCUCUCCGACCAGGAACUGGAGGCGGAGCGGAACAUCUUUCAGCAGCUGCUGCUGGGCAGUGAAACGGACUCCAACGGACGACCCCAGUUGCUGAUCGAGAACGCGCUGAUGGAGCAUAAGCUGCUCGUGGCCAAGCAGCGGGAGCGACACUUGAAACAGCUGCAGGCCCAAAUGAUGAAGGCAUCGGUUGAGGUUCUACAGUUGCUCGACGUGACGAAGGACGUCGCAAAGCCCGAAGUGGAAAAUCAAUGCAAUCGCACCUGCAUUCUCUGGCGAAAUGAGCUGCAGUUGGCCGUGAAGCCAUUGGCCAAGGUGCCCUGUCGCAUCUUCGGCAUGCUCUUCGAGCCUCUGCUGCACGAUGGCGAUGAUCAAAUGGAGCUGCGCCUUCAGAUCAGCGAUCUGGAUGUUCAGCUGGAAAAUCACCUGAUAAGUCGUUUAAAUCGCGCGCUCGACAAGUGCCACAGCUGCUGCUGCCAGCACCGCUUGCUGCCCGGCUGGAAAUCUCAUCUGGAUCCCGAUAUGUCGCAACGCAAGCUGCUGGCCACUCACAGCUUUCAGCUUUUGCGCCAACUGUUUGACGAGCACUGCAGCAAGUCGCGUGCCAUCUGGCUAGGCGCCUUACAAACCAUUGAGAAGUUAUAUUUCGAGCAGAUCGCCGAGAAUAUGUCAACAGGCAGACCAAUGAAACGAUCGAAUCUCAACAAGGACCAGAAGCAAUAAGCCUUCAGAUGUUUCCUCUGAUUGAAGCGCCAAUACCAGUUAGAGGAAUAUUACAUACGAUGCCUUGGAUCUUUCUACUGCGCCCUAGACUUACGCAUACUGCCAUUAGAUGCAUUUGAUCUAAUGCUCAAAAUUUGAAUUUCAAACUUAUCUUCUUAUCAACCUUAUAUGUGACUAACCUUUUGGCGAACUCUUUCGAGAGAUCUCUUUCGGGAGAUCUCUUUUAGCAGAUCUCUUUUCGCAAAUAUUUCUCAAAGUUCCGCCACUUAGCAGCGACAGACUUCCUUCUCUAGUCAAUUCGCAUAGUUCGCACUAUAUUGCGUUUCUUCGGAUCUGUAGCUACAGACCUUAGCACUCUCUACCAACUGCAUCUUGCGUCAUUUUGCGCUUCUUAUAACCCAUUUGUGUCCAUGUCAAUGUUGAUAUUUGUUGUCUUCGCUCGUUGUUUUCGUAACGACAGCCAAAGUCAAACUCAAUUUAACAAAAAAUCAACGUAAAUGUAAAUUGAAACCCGUUUGCGAGCCGUGAGUCAACGUUACGCAGCAGACAACGAGCCUCAGUGCUUGCCUCUCGUCCCGUGCACCGUAACGCUUUGUCCCUCCUCUCUUUGGCCUGGCUGUCUGUCUGGGCUCGUUCCUUUCCACAUGUGCUUGCACACACCACUUGAGAACCGACGCUGCGGCAGGUGAAAAACUCUGACCUGACCUAUCUUGCACUUAAAGUUUACCUCUGACAUCGCUCUCUCCCUUCGUCAGGUCCUCUCUAUUUGUGUUGGUUAAAAAGCAAUUUCUUCACCAGGUGUUGUUGCCGCUGUUGCAAUUGCGUUAUUGCCUCGUCGACUGCAACAACUGCUGACAUUUGCGCCGCCAUCAGCCAUCAGCAGUUUUGUAUAUACCCUGUUAAGUUUCAGUAGGGCAUUUUCAGGCACAUCCUAGACUAACUUACAUAUAUAUUUUAAUACAUUCCA